Molecule: messenger RNA, 720 nt
Organism: Anneissia japonica
Lineage: Eukaryota; Metazoa; Echinodermata; Crinoidea; Comatulida; Comatulidae
Product: transient receptor potential cation channel subfamily M member-like 2
Exons: 5
Coding region: 1-720 (239 amino acids)
Biological process (GO): calcium ion transmembrane transport
Molecular function (GO): ligand-gated calcium channel activity
Source: RefSeq, a predicted model, not a curated record
AUGGCAAUGAAUCCUACAAAUGCUGGUAGUGUUAGUUGCCCACGUAUUUCAGAAGUGGAUGAAAACACGAAGUAUAUUCAGAAUGCACCAGUAAAAGAACAACAUGAAAUGCGACCUUCUGGUACAGAGUCAAUGGAAACAAUAUGGAUUACAGAAAUGUCAGUGUGUUGGAAAGUCAUUGUCAUACUAAAGGAAAAUCCACAAUGGAUACCAAAGAACUUAUGCCAACGAGAGUGUAUCCACUACAUAGCACGACCAUCCGACAAAAAGGAUGACCCAAAUGAUCCAUCGUGUAAAUGUGGGAAUAAGAAAUCAUCCCACGAUAGAAGUUGUAUAUUUGAUGCGAUCAGUACCACGGAAUGGAAGACAGAGUCAGACACGAAAACUAAUCAGACUACUGCUUAUGGAGAAGUUAAAUUUGUAGGAGCUAUUGGCAGUUUUGCAACUUCCAAAGGAAAAAAGUAUGUACGAUUGGAACAUGAUACGGAUCCUAACAAAGUUCUCGAACUUCUAAGGGACCAUUGGAAGCUGGGAGUACCGAAACUUCUCAUCUCCGUGACUGGUGGUGCCAAAAACUUCCGCAUGAACCCCAGGCUGCAAAAAGCGUUUAGGAAAGGUCUUAUCAAAGCGUCACUCAGCACAGAAUUAAUCUCAUUCGCGUUUGAUGGAGAUAACCAUUUACUAGAAGAAAAGAGGUUAUUAAAAUCAGCGAUAUUUUAA